This is a messenger RNA of Lacerta agilis (Sand lizard), 1123 nucleotides long. RefSeq names its product aspartate dehydrogenase domain containing (gene ASPDH). Gene Ontology annotation, molecular function: L-aspartate dehydrogenase [NAD(P)+] activity; NADP binding. Gene Ontology annotation, biological process: NAD+ biosynthetic process. NCBI's taxonomy places the organism in Eukaryota, Metazoa, Chordata, Lepidosauria, Squamata, Lacertidae. The record is from RefSeq and is a predicted model, not a curated record. The transcript has 8 exons. The coding region runs from base 35 to 952 and encodes 305 amino acids.
UCCUCACCCUUGAUAUAGAGGCAGACGGGUGUCAAUGGCGGCAGAAGUGGAACAAAAUGUAAAAGAGAAGGAACAGGGAUGCACGAUUCGAAGGAUGAACAGGACAGGCAGAAUGUCUGGGGACCAAAGGAGAAGACGGGUUGGAAUUGUGGGCUAUGGGCAUCUAGGCCAGUACCUGGUGAAACGGCUACAAGAUGAUGGACUCCGACAUGGGCUGGAGCUGGCCUUUGUUUGGAACCGGGACGCCAAGAAGCUGGUGGAGACCGUGCCAGUGGAGCUGCAGCUGGGGAAGCUGACUGACUUCUUGGAGCGGCGGGCUGACAUCAUCAUUGAAGUGGCCCAUCCCUGCAUUGUCCAAGAUCAUGGGGAGUCCUUUGUGAAAGCUGCAGAUUUCAUGGUGGGAUCGCCAACAGCCUUGGCAGAUUUAGACACCGAGCUUAAAUUACGCAAAGCUUCAAGAGAGGCCGGGCACACCCUCUAUAUCCCCAGUGGGGCUCUAUGGGGUGGACAAGACAUCCAGAGGUUGGGUGACGGAGGGAUGCUUCAGGCAUUGACUGUUACAAUGGUGAAACACCCCAGCAGCUUCCGACUGGGUGGGCACCUGGGGGAGCUCGUGAAGGGUGCCCAGCAGGAACGUGUGGUCCUCUACGAUGGCCCCGUGCGGAGAUUGUGUCCCUUGGCUCCCAACAAUGUCAACACCAUGGCAGCAGCCUGCAUGGCUGCCCCCAGCCUGGGCUUCGACGGCGUGAGAGGCUGCCUUAUAGCUGACCCCAACCUCCCCGAUUACCAUGUGGUGGAGAUCGAGGCCACUGGACAAGGCGGCUUCUCCGUCAGCACGAAGCGCAAGAACCCAGCUGCCUGUGGGGCCGUUACAGGGGCAGCCACUUUUGUGGCUUUCUGGAGCAGCCUGUUAGUGUGCCAAGGCCAUGGAGGCAGAGUGUAUCUCUGCUGAGCAUUAUUGCAUCUGUUCCCUAGAGGAUUCACAGAUGAUCUCUGUGGGUGCCGGAGGUUCGGUUGCAGGGAGCUGAGAAGGCCGGGAAAGAAAAGAGACAUACCAGCUUCAAACCCUGCUGCAUGCCUUAAAUAAUCCACCAACUCUAUAAACAUCCAUCUAUUUCUGCCA